GCACUGUUUAAUUAAAAAAAACCUCACUUCGAUAUCUGUAGUAGUUUUGGAGAAAAUUGCUUGUAACAUUUUACGUGAGACACCCUGUAUAUACAAAAGUCGUAGUAAAAGAGUAUGUAGUAAAAGGCGUAAAACGCUACUAAAGGUUGCAGUUGGUUACAGUCAGUUGCAAUCAGUUGCAGUGAUGAAUAGCGGGGAACAUUAAACAAAUGUGAUAUGAAAUUUAAAUACUGAAAAGUUGGGUCAUAUUAGUUAGUGGCCUAUGUGAAACAAUAUUUCUAUUGAAAGGAUAAUGAAGGAGUCUCCAGAGCAAAGUAUUAUCAAGGAUGUAACUAAUCCUGUUCCCUUGUCUGUUUCUUUGAACGAAUCCAAGAAAAUGUGUAACCUAUCAUUUUCAUUUAAUUUUGACUUCGACGAUGUUAACAAUAAUGAUUCCUCAGAUUCAGAAAAUGCAGACUUGCAAAUUGAUAUCUCUGAAAUUGAUAACUAUGAACCUCCUAGUAAACAUAAAAGAGAUGCUAUUGAAGAAACUUCUUCAGUCAUUAAUGAAAUGGAAGAAGAAAUUGAAAGGCAACUUGAUGCUAAAGCAGCUAAAACUAACUUAACAGCUACAAAUGUAAAGAAUAUUCUGAAGCAUGUGAUUACUAAUGAACAUGUAAUGGCAAUGGUUAAAAAUCGUCUUCAGGACACAGAGGAUGAUAUACUUUUUGAACCUAAAUUAACUAGGGCUAAGGCGAAAGAAUUAGCAGCAGCACAAGUUAAUAUACCAUGGCCAAUUACACCAAUAAAAAAAAGUACAUCUGAUGUACAAGUACUGAUUGAAGAAGAGCUGCCUGAAGAUUCUUCUGACGAAGAGUAUAAUCCAGAACAAGAUAAGCAAAGUGAUGAUGAAAGAGAAGCAGAAAAUUCUACAAACAGUGAUAUGGAUUCACAACCCUCAACAAUGGCAAAUAAUUGUGAUUCAACUUCAGUUGAACACCUUAAAUCACAGAAUAUUCAGUACGAUCCAGAAGGGAUUUUUAAAAUUCCAGGUAUUCCUCAUGUACCAACAGAAGAGGAAAGUAUUGGUCAAAGGACACGUUCAAAACUUUGUUUGAGCGAAACCCCUUUAGAACAAAUAGAACAAGCAUUUCUACCCCCAGAUAUAACGACCGAUAUGUAUGAUUGGGACUGUGAAUUAGAUGAAGACUGGGAUAAUUUUUUGAAAGAGUUUACUCAACCGUUAACACAAGAUCCAGUGAUGGAGGAUGAUCCAGAAGCAGAUCCAGAGUAUAACAUCUUAGAAGAUGAAGAAAUGGAAUUUUUGGAUAAAGAAGAACUGCGAGCUGAUAAGGCUGUCAAAAUUACGCGGAAAGAAUUAAAUACUUUAAUCGCAGAAUUGUUUGAAUUUACGGAUAUAUUUUCAAAACAAGAGCAGGAUAUUUCGAAAAAGAAGAAAUUUCCAGAAAAUUUAAAUUUAUCCCUUGAAAAUAAUUCUAUGAAUUGCUCUGUAACAAAUUUACUGCCUGUUUAUACGGAACCUGAAAUUCCUUAUUUAAUGAAUCCAAACCAAACACAAUUAUUGGCAGUUCAACUUCGUCAGCAUAUUCAGUUAAUGGUGCAACAUUUUGCUAUGACAUAUAUGCAACCAGAUUUACAUGCUCAGUCGAAAACAUGCAAACAGAAUUUAAUUAGUUUAAAGACUUUAAGCAAUGGUCCUAAUUCUACAUUCAAUGCAGAAAAUUUGCCAGAUGCUUUAAAAUUGAUGUCCGAUUGGGAAAACAAAUUUCUGGAUAAUAAAUUUUCGGAGAAUUUUAAGAAAACUAUCGCAGAUGAAAAUGAAGUGAAAAAGAUAUACUCUUCAAACAGGUGGAAACACACCUCUAAAUUUCAUCCAGAGUUGAAAAACUUAUUUAUGGAUAGUAAAGCAUUGAUGUUCCCACAACUUUUACCUCUGUUACCAUUCAAGACCGAAUCAAAUAGAUUUAUACAUACUCCAUAUCUAAGGUCUGAAGAAUUAUUAAUUGCAUUGGGCCUUGAACAAUUUAUUCCGUUCGUUGCAUCAAAACCAAGGAGGUUUAAAAGUAAAAAGCUUCAAUUAAUGGAUGCAGUGCAGCUGAUCAUACAGUAUUUAGUGCCAUGCAGAGAACCCGCAGCAUUACUUUGUCACAUUCAAAAACGUAAAGCUGCAAAAAAUGCCAAUCCAAUAAAGCAUUACUUUGAGAAGGGUUGUGCUCCCAGAACAAUACAUUACAUAACACUAGAAUGUGACCUUAAAGCACCAAAAGACCACCCAAUAGAGUUACUACCUAUAGAGUGGCAGAAUUAUCUUAACAAUACAGAGCAGAAAAUCGACGUAUUAAAACGGAAGCAUAUAUUGAAUUCGUACAAUGAUCUUAUGAAAAAGGAUGGUUUUAUAAGUAAAACUGUUAAGAAUUACCCAACUGUUUCCAAUGUUCAUCCUUUGCGGAAUCCUGUUGUGAACAUGUUACCAAAGAUAUUACCUGCGACCAUGAAUCAAAAGAAUACGAAUAAACAUAUAACAAAAAGUGCUUCAUGCUUAAAUGAAAACCCUAAUUCUAAGAAUUCAAUAAAAGCACGUAGCAAUGAAUCGGAUACAGAUUCAUGUAAUUCUGAUACAUUAAAUAAAGAAAUCCCAGUAGAUCGUAAUAAAGCUUUAAAAAGUAUGCACAUUCAACAGGAGAAAGAGAAAAUACCAGAAAGGAAUGAAAAAACAGAAGAUAAGCUUUCUAAAAAGUCUCCUGAAACGGUUCAGAAAUUGCCACAAUUACGGAAAACUACGCCUAGAUUAGCAAAGACUAGAAGUGCUCAAAACAUGAAGCUAAUGGCUCAAGCUUUAGGAUCAAAAGGAGUAUCGUCUAAUUGCAAUUCCUUAAAGUCUAAAGAAAAAAAUUAUGUAGAUAAAAAUUCGGAAAAACUGCCUAUCUUGCCAAAACUUGAUAAUGAAGACGAAAUAGCAGAGUUAAUGUUAGCCAGUACGACUAUUAAAAAGGAUUCAAUUAGCAGGAAAAAAGCUAAAGAAGCUAGAGAGUUAGAAAGUAUUAAGAGGCUUCUAGAGUCUGAUAAUCCGUUAAAUGAGGAAGAAAGAGGAUCAAAAUUUGCGGCGUCGUAUAUCCAAAAGUUGCAUUUAAUAGUAGAGUCUAAUAGUCCUGAUAUAUUUCGAUCAGUGAUAAAAUUAUAUUUAGAUUAUUACGAAAAAUUAGAGAUUAUUAAUCAAAUAGAGAGUGAACUGUUUUCUGAUGCAUCUGGAACUUCACAAAAUGAAAAAAUUAUGGAGAAAACAGGGAAGGAUAAAGAUGUCAUGGCUAUUAAUUUAUAUCGGGACGUGUGUGAAAAAUUGCGUGAAUAUCCGGAACUUUGUACAGACUUUUUAUUAUUUUUAAAACCACAUCAAGCUGCAAUGAUAGAUAAAUCAGUUGAAUAUAUAAUGCUGCAAAAGAUGAACGAAUUUGUGAAUGUUGCUCAAAUAUACUUCGCUAAACAACCUUCCCGGAUAGCAAAAAUGAUGCAAGCCAUCACGCAGCUUUCGUCCGAUCCGCUGACAACAUUAGAAGAUGUUCAUACAACUAUGGGUCCUAUAUUUAAGGGACACUCUUUAGUCAUGGAUUUAUUUUUACAAAUAUUACCUACUGCCAAACCACCGGAAAGCGUAUUUGCAUCAAAUAUGUUUGAAAAUUUAACGUGUCCCGUGGGACCGCAUGACAAACACAAAGUAUACACUGAAGAUGCUUCAGAACUGUAUGAAAAUAUAGAAUUGCCAGUGUCAGGGUCUCAAGAAGAUCCUUACGGUGGAGAAAAUUGUAGAUGCAAUUGUCAUAAUGGCGAUGACUCUAUUUGUAAAAGUAUUCCUGAACAUUGUGUGUCUUGUGGAACAAGGUUUCUUAAUGGAAAAAUUUAUCUUCAAACAUCCGAAGGCCUAAGACCAGCCAAGAUUAUUUUUCCUGGUGCUGAUGAAGAGAAAUUAGAAAAUAUUGCUCGUGUGUCUUUAAAAACAACCGAUAAAUUUGUUCCUUCAGUUUCACCCAAACAACGGAGAAGAUCUUCGAAAAACGAAUCUAAUUCUGAGGAACAAUAUCAGAAGCCUUGUGUGUCGAAAAAUUCGCCUACAAAAGAUAACGAAGAAACAGGGAAAGUAAUAGUGAAGUCUAAAAAAAAUAUAAAGUCUCCAUUAAAAACGGGGGACCAAAAGAGAGGCUUAAAAAGACUGGGAAGUACAGAUCAUAUGGAUGUAAAUACGAAAAAAAUACGGAUGACGCAGUGCAAAAGUAAAAGAGAAAAAAAAAUCGAAAAGCAUGAAUCAAAAAUAGAAUGCACAGAUUCACGUAUUGACUAUGUGAAACUGAACGAAUCGUCAGGCACAAAUACUGUAACAGAAACAACGGACAAAAAUUUUUCAGAUGGGAAAGUCGAAAUGUUAAAUGAUACAAAUAAAUCUGAUUCGUCUGAUGAGGUUACAAAUUUAGUUCAAUUAAAUGCUGACAUAAAUACCAAUCCAUGGACUCGACAAGAAGACAUGAUUCUUUUACAAGCUAUUAAAAAAGAAUAUUCCGACAAUUCACUUACCUUGAUUAGUAAGACAUUAGGAGAUCGUACAAUUGAACAAGUUAGAGAAAGGUGUGAAACACUUUUAUCACUGCUGGAAAAAAUGAUGUAA
Dufourea novaeangliae is the source of this 4654-nucleotide messenger RNA. RefSeq lists its product as uncharacterized. Gene Ontology annotation, cellular component: nucleus. The transcript is spliced from 16 exons. Gene Ontology annotation, molecular function: transcription coregulator activity. NCBI's taxonomy places the organism in Eukaryota, Metazoa, Arthropoda, Insecta, Hymenoptera, Halictidae. Bases 293 to 4654 code for a protein of 1453 amino acids. The record is from RefSeq and is a predicted model, not a curated record. Gene Ontology annotation, biological process: regulation of DNA-templated transcription.